Molecule: messenger RNA, 550 nt
Organism: Lottia gigantea (owl limpet)
Lineage: Eukaryota; Metazoa; Mollusca; Gastropoda; Lottiidae
Exons: 5
Biological process (GO): intracellular distribution of mitochondria
Cellular component (GO): cytoplasm
Molecular function (GO): mRNA binding
Source: RefSeq, a predicted model, not a curated record
AGUUAUCAACAAUAAAGAUGAAGAAAUAGAAUUAUUUUCUUCUAUUGAGUGUAAGGGUAUAAUUGGUAAUGAUCAACGUCACUAUAUUCUAGAUUUAUUACGAACAUUUCCUCCAGAUGCCAACUACCUUAGAGUGAAAGGUGAAGAAUUGAGUAAAGAAAUGAAAGAACAUGGUUACCCUAAAAAACAUCCACAUAAAUUAGCUUGUCUACGUCAAGAAUUAGUGGAUGCUUUUGUAGAGAACAGAUAUUUAGCCUUCGUCCGUCACGCAGCCUUCCAGUUUCAACAAUUACAGUUGACUAAACAGAAUCCUAGUAAAUUAUUAAAUAAAGAUAUCAAACCUGUAGAAAAAGAUAUCAACUCCAAUGAUAAUAAGGCAACUGAAGACAAGAUUCCAGAUGGUGUAGAGAAUGGUAUAAAAGAGAAAAUAAUUGGUAAUGAUAAUAAAGAUACACAAGAAGAAAUUGUUACUGAAGAAGCUAAAAAAAUAGUUGAAACAUUAACUGGUUCUGAUAGUGCUACUUGUAAGUCACCAAGAUUCUUAGAUUAG